GUGCCGCUGCUGCCGCCGCCGAGUCAGUGUUAGUUGUGCCGCGACUGUGUCUGUGUGUACUCUACCUUCCCUCAUCUUCAACUCCUGUGUUUUACCUUAUCUCGGACCUUGUUUAUUUACUCUUGGAUUACUAUUUGUCAUCUAUAGUUUCAUCUCCGGGGUUCUUCGUGACAUGAGCAACUAGCUGCAGACCCAGAACGAAUCCUAGAGUCUGAUGGAAAGGCAGCCUUGUUAACAACAUCAAUUGGACGGGAUGGCGCCCCUAGCACUCUUGCUACUCCUCAGCUCUCUCCUCCACUCCGAAGUGGCCGCCAAGGCAGGACUAUGCGAGGUGGAGGGUGGCCAAUCCAACAUCAUUUUGGACAUCGAAGAGAGCAGGGGAUCGCAAAUCAGCCAAGAGACGACGCCCAGGGAUGUGCCGAUUGUGGGCGACCCAUUCUCGAACAUCGCCCUAGACCUUGUUUUUCCGAAGGGCAAAGCUAUGUUUAUUCUUAACGGCAAGAAACUGCAGUUGCUCACUCCUUUGGACCGCGACCAGGAUAAUCUCUCACAUAUCGUGUUUCAGCUGACGUGUACGGUCAAGUCUAGCAACAAGAAGAGGACCAUACCUGUGAUUGUUAGGGUGUCUGACGUCAAUGACAACACGCCCAUGUUCGUGCACGAGCCCUACGAGACCACAGUCUCCGAGCUGACACCCGUAGGAACCACGAUCUACCAGGGUCUGAGGGCGAACGAUCUCGAUGCGGGGGUGAACGGCUUGGUCGAAUACUCCAUCGUGCCAGGGGAUGGGCGAGGACUCGGUACAGACCAGGGAGUGGGCCGUGACCGCAUCAAUGUGGCCGAUGGGGCAGGCUUCUUCGCUAUCAAUCUGCCACACCAAGGUCAGGUCACAGUCAACCGAAGUCUGGACUAUGAGAAGACCCAGCGUUACCUUGUCACUGUGGUCGCUACUGAUCGUGCAAGAAAUGUUUCUGAGAGGUUCUCCACAACCACCACUCUGACAGUGAACAUCCGAGAUGAUGAUGAUCAGGACCCUUCGUUCAUCUACCAAGGGUGUAUGCUGUUGGAUGGUUCUUGUAUCAAUCCAGAAUAUUAUGCCACUGUUUCGAGUGGAGUCCUGGCAGGAAUCCUAGCCAUCUCUCCUGAGAAGAUCCAGGCUGUCGACAUGGACUCUAUCAACUCCCCGAUUAUGUACAGCUUCCUGUCUGGAGUUCCCUCCUCCUACCGUGAUUACUUUGAGAUAAAUCCCAACACCGGAGCUGUGCGCCAGAUCAAACCUGUGGACACUGCAGUAUCUAAAAAAUUUGAAAUCAUAGUAAAGGCUGAAGAAGUUUCGGAGAGCAGGAGGUUUGCAACAGCAAAGCUAUUGGUGACGGUAAAGCCAGUGGACAGUAAUCCUCCCAGGAUAUCUGUAACUGCUGUGGAAGGUAUGGUGGAUGAGAACACUCCUGUGGGGACCAAGGUCAUUGAUGCUGAAGGAAAUCCCAUCAUUCUCACCGUCACUGAUGCAGACCUGGGACCUGAGGAUCCUAAGCCGCAGUAUUCAUUUGAAUUAACCACAAACUUUUUCCAAAUUGAUGAAACUGGAACUCUUAUAGUAGCAGAGGAGAAUUUGGACAGAGAUCCACCUAGUCCUGGGAAGUUCCGUUUCCAGGUGGUGGCAAGGGAGAAGACGGGCAGUGCAGCAAGUGCUCCAUUGUCACUGACAGUGGCCUUGAAUGAUGUCAACGAUAACGCUCCUCGACUGCCGAUGAUAUCGCCAAUCACCGUGCAGGCAGGGGAGGGUCGCCGGGAGAUUGUCAAGGUGGUGGCCACUGACAACGACUUGGGAGCGAACGCAGAGAUCACCUACAGCAUCUAUCAUGUCUCCAACAACGGCCAGAACAGGUUUAAAAUUGAUGCACUGUCUGGUGCCAUAGAGGCCAUUGGCAAACUGAACGCUGCCGAGCAAUAUAGUAUCACUGUUCAGGCCACAGACCAUGGGGGCAAGUCCAGUCAGACGAUCGUGGAGGUGACAGUAGUACCAGGUCCUAACACAAGGAGUCCUGUGUUCCAACAGUCCUCGUACCAAGUCACCGUCAGCGAAGGAGCUCCCAUUAACUCCUCAGUUGCCACCAUCAUUGCCACAGAUCCAGAAAAUGAUCCAGUUUCAUAUUCCAUUGUAUCAGGCAAUGAUUUAAGGCAGUUUGGAAUCGAUGACAAAACAGGCACAAUAAGUGUCAUCCGCCGAUUAGACAGAGAAGAUUUGACGAGAUAUGAACUUCUGAUAAAAGCUGAAGACGAAGGAGGUUUAUCCAGCACGGCGACUGUGAACAUUGUAGUCAGUGACAUAAACGACAAAAACCCAGAAUUCACAGGACAACCCUAUGAGUUUUCGGUGCAAGAGGGUCUGGCAGGAGCAGUGGUGGGGAGAGUCAAGGCUACAGACUCCGAUGAGGGUGUCAACGCUAUGAUCUCCUACUCGUUGCCCUUAGAUGUGCCUUUCCUUGUAGAUGAAACCACUGGGGAGAUAAAAACAAGGGCAGCUCUAGACUAUGAGACCACAAGGGAGUACAGGUUCGUCAUAACAGCCAAAGAUGGAGCCACUGAGCCAAGAAUAGCGACAGCGACUGUUGUAAUCUACGUGACAGAUGUUGAAGACGAAGCUCCCAUCUUCCACCUCACAACCUAUGAGGCAUCUGUUCCCGAAAAUGUUCCUAAAUUUCUAGUCACUCAUGUUUCGGCUGCUGAUCCAGACACGAAGAAGCAGAUCACGUACAUGAUACGUCAGGGACCUACAGAUCUAUUCACCAUAGAUCCACAGUUGGGAGUCAUUCACACAUCUCAGGGAUUGGACUACGAAAGAGAGAAUCAGCACAUUCUCAUCAUUGGGACCAAAGAGAACUUAAGCAAUAAACCUGGAGCCACUACAAAAGUUAUUAUAUAUGUCCAGGAUCGCAAUGAUAUACCUCCCGUCUUCCUCACUGUGCCUCGACCUAUAACACUGGAUGAUGAUGUUGCCAUCAGUACUCAUGUAACCACAGUGUCAGCUACGGACUCUGACGGUACUGCUCCUGGUAACAAGGUUCGAUACGAGAUUGUCGGCAGAGGCAAAGCUCCGAGGUACUUCCAGAUCGACUCUGACACAGGAGAGAUGUAUGUUAAGGACGAUCUACGGAAAGAGCCUGACAACGAAUACCAAGUUGAUGUAAAAGCUUAUGACUCAGGGGAACCUCAGCUAUCGACCAUAAUAUCGGUGCCAUUGUUUAUCCGUCAUAUUGCUACGGUGCCUCCAGACAUUGGACUGGGCUUCUCCGACGACUCCUACACCAUCGAGAUCCCCGAGAACACCCCUGAUGGAGCCCUGGUCAAGAUGUUCACUGUGGUCAACAGUCGAGUCAAGUCUCACACUGUCCCGCUGCGUUGCUCCAUCACAAGUGGGAAUGAGUCGGAAUGUUUUCAAUUCGGUAUAACUGAGGAUCGUAACUGUGAGCUGAGAUUGGUUGGAAAAAUUGACCACGAAAAACAAUAUGAGUACCAUUUAAAACUGCAGCUCGACACUUUGGCUGGACUAGGAAACCCUGCUCGAAUCUCUACUAUGGUAAAAAUUCAAGUUCAAGACUUGAAUGACAAUGUGCCUCAGUUCGUCUAUCCGGAAACCAGUAAACGCUUCAGUAAGGAGAAGUAUUAUGGGGCAGUGGCCAGGGAUCGGAAAGAAGUUGGUGGCACAGUGCUUCAAGUAAAGGCAGCAGACAAGGAUAGUGGAAACUUGGGCAAUGUAGAAUAUAGGCUGAUACCUGAUGAGAGUGGGGCCACAGACUACUUCGCUGUCGACCCUAGCACAGGCAGUAUUCGCACAAGACGAGGGCUAGACACCAUCCCUGAUGAGCAGCUGCCCUUGCGGCUCACGGUGGAGGCCCGUGACAACCCUGCCGCACCCAAUGACUACAACGUGGUCAAGACUGAAGUAGUGGUGAACCUAAUAGAGGACCAGAGUCGUCUGAUCCUGGUCGUAGAUGACAAAGCUGCAGGAGAGGUGCAGGGCCAGCAAGACACGCUGGUGUCUCUGUUGCAACAGCAAGCCGGUCUCAUUGUAGGAGUUGAACGAGUUUCAGCACGUCAGUACACGAAAGAUAACAUCACAUUGGAGACUGACCAGGCCUCCACGGACCUCUGGUUCUAUGCCAUUGACCCUAAUACUGAACGAAUACUAUUACGCAACAGCACCAAAAUAAAGAGGUCACUGUUGAGCCUGGAAGCGAUGAGCAACAUUACUGUAGAAGUGGCAGCCACACUACAAGCCUCCGCCUCAUCAAUCCAUGCGCCAGUACAUGUUACGCCGGUGCGCACGGCUGUUGUAGCAGUGCAGUGGGAGGUCUUCCCUUAUGCUCUCAUCAUUAUUGCUUCCCUUAUCCUGAUUCUCGGCACUGCUGGCAUUGUAUACAUUUGCAUCUCCUGGUCUAGGUAUAGAGCCUACAAAGAGAGGAUGCAGAGGAUGUAUGUGGUACCUCGAUACGAUCCUGUUUUUGUGGAACCUAAUCUUAAGGAAUAUGAAACACAGGUUUUACAAAUGAGUGUACCGCUAGAUGAUAAUGACAGUUACAACGAUCUCCAACUGGACUUCAGCAGAAAGAAUCAUGCAUUUACUUUAGAUAAUGUAAGCUACAUAACCAAAGACAAUGGCGAUAGCAUAGGCCAACAAAGUCCAGUGAGUUCAGAUGCAGCGACAACGACGAGAGCAUCGAGUUUAGUGGGCCGUCAUGACAAUGUCAACAAUAAUAAUAUACACCAACCAGGAAUAUUAAAUCCUGUAUAUGACAAAUCGGACGAUGAGAGGGGACUGAACAGUUCCACCAAUGAGAAUGUCACCUUUCGAGAAAAGAAAGACUAUUCUCACCUUGGCUUCAACUAUCUCAUCGACAGAUCACCCAUCGAAACAACCACCGAGUUAUAGUGUUAAGUGAAAAAAUCCGCAUUAAGUAAAACGAUACGUAAACUUGUAAGAGUGCACAACAUUACAAGUAUGCUGGUUUUACUAAAACAUGUAAAAUAGUGAUUUGUAAAUAUGAAAAUGCUCAAGAAUUAAGUGCUAGAAAGUGUUUUUCUGAUGCCAUAUCGUUGACUCUAUAGGUUGUAAAAUAAUGAUGAAUAACUAUAAAGACGUUAUGGAUAGUAAGCCUACUAUAAAUUAUGAUUUAGUAAAAAAGAUUUUAAAAUAUAAUACUCAUCUGUACAUACUAUUUUAUAUUUUAAGUUUAGUAUCUUAUAAAUUAACUUUUAUACAUUUAUAAAUAAAAUUAUUAUUUCAAUUUAGGCUCAAUAAAGUGAGUGCAGUUUUUGCUCAAGUAACUAUUUAAAAUUAUAAUAUUUUUUGUGAUAAAAUUGUUUUGUAUUUAAGAUUUGAUAAGACUUUAUUAUUGUAUUACAUGUUAUGUAUUCUCCUUGCCAGUUUUACAUGACAGCUUAUUGAAAUCUUUUAUUAAACAUUUUUUUCUUAAAUAGGUAACCAUGAUAUGUUUACCAAUGUUGGGUAUUUUGUUUGUAUUCUCAGUGGCAACAUCAAAUAUCGGGUCUUUUAACAUGACUUAGGUUUUUUGUUAGUAAGUUUAAAAAAUGUGCUUCAGAAGUAUCUGUUUUGAUACUAGUCAAAAGAGGAAUGUUCAGUUUAUAUCAAUAAAAAUCGUUUUAAUCUUUCUAAUGUUAAGUUAUAUGUCUACACAGUCUUUAAAUAUUUGUGUAAGUUCUCCCAUACAGCACACAUAGCACACGCUGUGACGAAUCAGAUGGUUUCGUUCAGCUGUUGUUACUCUUCAAAUCAGAUUUUAUUUCUUAUAUAAGAGUAUUUUAGUAGUAUUUGCUUGUUUUGAUAUUGUGAGUUGUUAUUGUUACUUACAACAAUAGAUUAUAAUGUUCGUAUUUGAGUUCAUAGUGGUCAAAAACUAAUGUGAACGUAUAUUUUUGUUCUUUACUAUCAUUUAUUUGGAACUAUUAUAAACUAAAAAAUUAAUUAAUUGAAAAAUAAUAGUAACCAGACUGAACAUUUAAAAGUGAACCUUGAAGUUUUUACAUAUGGUAUGGUAAGUUGCCAUUUUCACCACCUGUACUUAUGUGUGUGUUUUUAAUUUACCAUAUGCAAAAAGAUUUUAAACCUUUUACUCUUUUUUUGUUGAAAUAUACAAUUUGUAUAUUUAAUUUCAAUGAUCUUAAUGAUCUCAAUGUAUCCCAUUCAUAAUCUUUUUUGUAAAAAUAAAAAACUUUGAAUUCAUUUCUUUAUAUUCUUCUGUUUACAAGGAUGCAGUGACUAAACUUAAUAUAGGGCGGUCCAACCAAAAUGCACGAGGUAUAUUGUAAAUAAAACAAAGAGUUUUCAGAGAAUUAUCUUAAUAUAUUUUAUUAUGAUAUAAGGAUCUAUGACAAUUAUGUGUGAAACAAAAUAUCGGCCAAAUGUUCGCCCCGGCGUCGGUGGCAUACCUCUAUCCGAUGCUCCAUAUUUUGAAUGACUCUGAGACAUUUGAGGCUCAAUGUCGUUAAUAUGCCGAAUUAUCUCAUCCUUUAUCUCUUGAAUUGUUCUUGGCUUAUUGACGUACACUUUUUCUUUUAAAUAUCCCCAAAGAAAGAAGUCCAACGGUGUCAAAUCACAUGAUCUUCCAAUUAACAUCGUCACGACGUGAGAUAACAUAACCAUUGAAUUUCUCGCUCAAAAGAGCCAUUGUUUCGUUGGAUGUGUGGCAAGUGGCACCAUCCUGUUGGAACCACAUAUCGUCCAGGUCCCUGUCCUCAAUUUCUGGCCACAAGAAGUCCGUUAUCAUCUCACGAUAGCGAACACCAUUUACGGUAACUGUUUGGCCGACCUCAUUUUCGAAGAAGUACGGCCCGAUGACGCCGCCAGCCCAUAAACCGUACCGAACAAUCACUCGUGGAUUCUCAUUUGCCCAAAUGCGGUAAUUCUGCUUGUUUACGAAUCCACGGAGGUGAAAGUGUGCCUCGUCGCUGAAGAUAAUUUUCUUUGAAAAAUCACCAUUGACUUCUGUCUGUUCAACCAACCAUUCGGCAUAUUGACGAUGCUUGAAAUGGUCAGUAGGCUUCAGAUCUUGAGUUAAUUGAACCUUGUAAGCAUGUAAAUUCAAAUCUUUAUGCAAUAUUCACAUCAGUGAUGUUCGUGAGAUGUUCAAUUGUUGCGCACGACGACAAGUCGAGGUUGACGGCUCUUCUGCCACACUAUAGCGAACAACACCAAUGUUUUCCGCAAAACGAACUGGGCGAGCACGCACACGUGUUUUCACAUUUCCCACAGAUCCGGUUUGCUGAAAUUUGCGCACAAUUCUCCCGAUUGUGGACACAUUUGGUCGAUUAUGCUGACCAAAAAAAUCACGAAGUGCACGAAAUGCAUUUUGAUUUGAACGUCCAUUUUCUUAAAAUGCUUUAACAAUAUUAACACGCUGCUCAAUGGUAUACCUCUUCAUGGUUGAAUUUGUUGAACACUGAAACAAAAAAAUGUCAAAUUAAGUUGGGCAAAAUACUUGACGUUAAGGUGUGACUAACAAUUAUCAUCGUGCAUUAUGGAUGGACCACACUUUAUAUACAUGCAUAUUUAUUGCUUUGUUGGAAAAUAUUCCGUAAACAUUCCUGAAUGAAUUGUUAUAUAGGCUAAUAUAAUUUACAUUGUUUACAAUAUAUAUGACAAUAAAAUAAAGAUGAGGCAUAUACGGAAACAAAAAAUAAUUUGCCACUGAGAGGUCUGGUUACCAGUUCCAGGAUUAAUUAUGUUAGAAACUUCUUAAUUAUACUCGUAUUCUGUCUCAGCAUACUACUAACAUUUUCUUUGUAAGCAUGGUUAUUCCAUUUAAAACAUAACAACUUAUUUAAGGCUGACAACAAGGUAAAGCAAGGAUUUCCUGGUUUUUAUUGCAAUGAUAUAACUUUGUCUAUAUUGGUCUUACAUUAGUAUUCUAUGAACUUUACAAUGUUUUUAUAUUCGGCUUAUAUAGAAUGGUUUGUAUAUCAUCAUAAAUUUAAAAUUGGUUUCAAAAUAAUUUGAAACUGAGACUUAUAAUUUUGGUUCAAGUGCAUUCUCUGAAAAUUUGUAUAAGUUGCAAAUAGAAAUGCUCUUAACAUUUGGAGGAAAAUCUAUACAUUUAAAAUGUUAACUAUCACUAACGAGACAUUACACAUUAAAUUAAAUAAUCCUAAACUAAUGAUUUCAAUUUAUUAACUCUUACAGUAAUAUGAGCAGUAUGAGUUAAAUAUUAAUUUAAAUCUGCCACACAUAAUUUAUUUGGAUAUAAUAUUCUCAUAAAUAACAUUAUCAUAUGUAUCAGAUACAAGUACAAAUGAUAAGUAUAUCUUAAACCUAUCAUAACAUUAAAAUAACACCUGUUAUCAACUUAAAACUAUAAAUUAGGUUUCAUACAGUUUCUCCUAUGAAUCCUUCAUCUAAAUUUACAAUGACUCCAUGGUUAGUUACUAGUCUUGUAAUUCGUUUUGUAGCCUAAAAAUUUAAUCAAUAUCUGUGUUACUUCCCAAAACAUUAUGUCAUAUUGGAAUAUUGAUUCUACAUAAGCAUUAUUUAUCAUAUUAUUUUCAAAUGGAGCACUAUCUCUUAAAUGUAAAAAUAAGAAUGAAAUUAAUCCACAUUUGUUUUUAACAUAAUUUAUCUGUGUCAAACGUCUUCUGACAUUAACAAAUUUCUCCUACUAGUUUUUUUUGAAGCUAUUCUGACAUAACUAUUCCAUAUCUUUACUUUUAUUAAAGAGCGUAUACGUAGCUGACAAAUAUCCCAAUAGAUCCCAGGAGGCAUUCACUUUUACUUUGAUUUCUAAAAUUUCAUUAUGAACAUAUUGUUGGCCCUGGACUGAAUUAAUGAACUAAAAAUGGUUCUGUCUUCUGUCAAAUGUCAGUCCAGCUAGUCAUGUAGAGAAAUUCUUCAUGUUUCAGUAAGAUAGUGCUAUCAUUAGGAAUGCAGAGAAAAUAUUACAUAUAUUAGUUAUCGUCAUCAAAUCAUUUAAAAACUACACAUUCACACAAAGAACACAUGUAUGUCCACGGAAAGGCUAGAGCUGAACUGACAUUACAUAACCCCCAAUCCUGAGUUGAGGACAUCACUGCUAUCAUUGCCAGCUGAUAUUUUUUUGGACCGGUACAUAUAGUAAUUGCAUUAAAAUGCUGUGGGAACUGAAAUGGAGCUUUUGAGAUUGUUGAUCAUGUUCUGCCCAUUUUCUUUGAACACUCUAGAAAUUUUAAUUCUUCCAAUGUUCUCAAGUUGUCCUUUUUAACAAAUGUAAUAGUGUAUAUCAAAGCUCAUAUUUAUGCCAUUCAUAGUCUAUUAAGUGCUGAGUGAAAGAUGAUUUUUGCUUUUUGCCAAUCAGUUCUUGAAUCUGGUAUAUGCUUUUUAUAUCUGGUCCUGUAUGUCCAACAUAUCUUCUGGAGCUAUCAUCACAUAAUUCAUAAAUAUUCAUAAUUCAUACAUUUUAUUUAUAAUUAUCUAUAACAUAUAUCUUGUUUUUAAAUUUUAAAUAGUAGAAUUAAUCUUUAAAAAAAGUCAUAUUUGUAAUGCAAAAUAAUGUACAGUACUUAACCCUUUUAGUGCCUUGUAAUUUUACCUUGUGUAAAAAAUGCUGUCACUAAGAUUUUCUAAAUGUAGAGUUUUAGUAAACAUGUUGUAUCUUCAUUUGUUAACUAUUUUCUCCAACUUGUACAGUGAAAGGUAUAUAAAUUCAGCAUUUAAAAAAUACUCCUACACCAUAUGUCUAGUGUUUGCUUGAGUCUGCACAUUUGUGUAUGAAUUAAGAUUUAACAUAGUAAACUUGUAUUGGAAGUUUACUCAUUAGAAAACCUUAUACACCUUCAGUUCUCACUACGAAAUCAAGCCUCAAAAUGAAAUUUUACCUAAUUAAUUGUAUUGGUUACAUUUUUUCCCUAGAUGGACAAUUAACGUUUUCACCCUUGCAGAUACGAUAACAGUUAUUGAGUAAUCGUUAUAUUCACGCUUCUUGACAAACUAAACCAAUAACAUCAAAAGUGACUAUAUUGUCACUAUUAGUAAGGUAUAUCCUAUAGUUAAAAUCCAAUUUUACAACCUCUUACUGCACGAUUUUACUGGUGAUUCUCACAGAUGUCACUAUAAAGUCGGAACAAUGUCCGAUUUAAUUAAAGCAGGAAAGAGAUAUUUUUGAGACACAGUAAUACAAGAUAUUAAUAAUGGCAGUGUGACAUCCAUGCUCUUCUCUUGUGUUUAAAGUUUAUCUUAAACCUUGUAAUCAAUUUUUAGAACUCAUCGAAUAUUAAGAUACAGUUAGUAAAAGAGGCCAUAAAACAGCUUUGCAGCUGGUUCAGCUUAGCUAUGACACGUGCCAAACUGUAACAAAUUGUUAAUAGUGUAAAGAGAGACUGAUGUACAUUUACGAUUCAUGAGUUGCAAGUUGAAUGGACGUAAAUCAGACGAAAGCUGAGUGGUCAGCAAUUUUACGUACUAGUCAUAUUGACUUCCAUAGAAUAGGAUGAGAAUGCAACUAAUUUUAGUUCGUUGUACAUUGUAAAGAUUUAUUUAAAGUCAAUUCACAGUGUUUAUAUUAUGUUGAAAUGUGUAAAUAACGCUAGAUAUUUUUCUAAGGACUACAUAUACGAGUUACAUUGUUUAUGUAGUACAUUGUUAUUGUAAAGUAAAUUUUAUUGUACAAAUAUGUGUAGAAGUAUUGUAAUUAGGAGUGUUGUUUGCAAACUAGUUGGGCAUUUCACAGACCAUUCCCAUUACUGUAUGAGAUGCUCUUUAAUAAUAAAUAUUUUACUUUAAGUUUUAAA
Molecule: messenger RNA, 10776 nt
Organism: Homalodisca vitripennis (glassy-winged sharpshooter)
Lineage: Eukaryota; Metazoa; Arthropoda; Insecta; Hemiptera; Cicadellidae
Product: cadherin-99C-like
Biological process (GO): homophilic cell-cell adhesion
Cellular component (GO): plasma membrane; catenin complex
Molecular function (GO): calcium ion binding; cadherin binding
Source: RefSeq, a predicted model, not a curated record